Messenger RNA from Syngnathoides biaculeatus (alligator pipefish), 3295 nucleotides. RefSeq names its product cilia and flagella associated protein 52 (gene cfap52). The transcript is spliced from 15 exons. Gene Ontology annotation, biological process: cilium assembly. Gene Ontology annotation, molecular function: protein binding. Lineage: Eukaryota; Metazoa; Chordata; Actinopteri; Syngnathiformes; Syngnathidae. The record is from RefSeq and is a predicted model, not a curated record. The coding region runs from base 189 to 2048 and encodes 619 amino acids.
GCUAGCUGGGUGCUCGUUGCUACGGCAACGUUUGUUAGUAGUCGUGGACAACGAUCACUUUUUUUAAACAUUUUUUUCCAACAAACGGUUUUACUGGAAAAAAGAGAGUGUCAACUUGAACAUUUAACUAUCAAAGGUUUUUCCUCACUUUUCGGUGACACAAAGUGAUCGUGCACUGGAUUUUCAACAUGGACCUGGAGCCCAAAGACGUUGCACAGCUUGAACUGGCGGCCGUUUCCGGUUUCAAUGGACAAGUACAUUUCGGCAUGAGACUUCAUCCGACCAAAGAGCACCUCAUCUUCCCUCUGGGAUGCACCGUGGUCCUGAGACGGAUCAAAGACGGCAAGAGGGACUUCCUGCACGGUCACACCAGCGACGUGUCCUGCCUCUCCAUGUCCAAAAGUGGGGUGUACAUCGCCUCUGGACAAAUCAAUUACAAUGACUUUGAGGCCGAGAUAAUCGUCUGGGACUACGCGGAGCGAUCCCUGUACACAAAGUUUGUCAUCCACGAAUCCAAGAUUGAAGCGCUGGCCUUCUCUCCCAACGACAAGUAUCUGGUGUCCCUCGGGGGUCAAGACGAUGGAAGAAUACUCUUGUGGAACCUCGAGACCAAGCAGGCCAUCUGCUCGGCUCCGGCGUUACCUUUGAGUUUAUGUCACCGCCUCACGGUCAAGUACUCCAACACCAACGACAACAUAUUCGUCUCUGCCGGCAGGGCGACUUUGCAGAUCUGGGAACUGGACGAAUUCAACAAGAUUAAACCUACCGACUGUAAAAUGCGCAAGCUGAAGAGGACGGUGAAAUGCAUCGAGUUCGCACCGGACGAUGAGUUCAUUUUCUGCGGCACUGCCAGUGGCGACAUCUUGAAAAUCCACACCAAGACCAAGACUCUGAGCAACUACGGUCCGAUGAAAACUAAACACAGCCUGGGGGCAAAUGUCCUAAAGGUGUUAAAUACGGGUGAACUACUUGUUGGGUCCGGAUUUGGCACCUUGACGCUGUGCUCCUCGGCCAACUUUAAAGCUCUCAAACACGUGCAGAUGAACAACGGGGUGACCUCCAUCGCUCUCGAAGACGACGGCCGCCACUUUUUCGUCGGGACGGACGCGUCCGAGAUCUUCUGCCUGGAUCUGAAGGACUUCAAAGCCGAGCUCGUGUCCGCCAGUCACCACGGCGCCGUCAAGGACGUCUCCAUCGCUUUCGGCUCCUCGGAGUUGUUUGUCACCGGGUCAGAGGAGGACAUCAGGGUGUGGCACAUCGACAAGUCCAAAGACCUCUUGAGGAUCCCGGAGCCCUGCCUGACCUGCAACUCUGUACACCUGAUGAUUGACGGACACAGCAUCGUCACGGGAUGGAACGACGGCAGGAUCCGCGUAUUCGCCCCGCAAAGCGGCCGCCUCAUGCAAAUCAUUCACAACGCGCACCGGAUCGCCGUGUCGGCCGUCAAAGGGUCCACGGACUGCAAAAAGAUCGUCAGCGGGGGGCAGGACGGAACGGUUUGCGUUUGGGAGCUGCUGAAGCACGGCCACCGACGGCUCGCGUUCUUGACGGAGCACAAAGCCACCGUCAAGUGCGUCCAGAUCAAGAGCGACGACAAGGAGAGCGUGACUGCCAGCAUGGACGGAACCUGCAUCAUCUGGGAUAUUGUAAAAUUUGUGCGGAUUCGGAAGAUAAUCACCAAAAACUCGUCAUUCAAGACCGUGUGCUACCAUCCCGAAGAACACCAGAUUGUCACCAGCGGCACAGACAGGAAGAUCGUCUACUGGGACGUGCACGACGGGACGGCCAUCAGAGAGCUGCAGGGCCCGCAGACGUCGGCCAUCAACUGCAUGCACAUCUCCCACGACGGCAGAUUCAUCGUGACGGGCGGCGACGACAAGCUGGUGAGGGUCUGGGACUACAUGGACGGGACCAUCACCCACGUCGGGAAAGCCCACGGCGGAGGGAUCACCAGCGUGGAGGUCUGCUGCAACAACAGGACCCUCAUCAGCACCAGCGCGGACGGCGCCAUCAUGCGCUGGAACUUUCCGCACCCCGUCCUGGACUGACUGUCCUGGAUAAGCAAAAACUGGGCACACUGCAACCGAGGCGGUCGAGUACUGGGAUGGGCGAACUCCACGUUUUCGUUUGAACGAAUAAAGCGGGGGACAGGGACCAGGCCCAGACCCAAGAAGAGCAAAAAAAAAUCUCUGCAUAAUUUAUGGUAACAAAAACAUUGUUUUGCCAGAAUUAUUUUUUUUGACACCCCCCGAAAAAAAAUCUGUUUUUUUUGUAGUUCACGCCCCCUCCCCCAACAAUGCUGUAUUGGUCAAAAUCGAGGUAUAAUUCCAAUCAUUUUUUUUUUUUUUGGGAUGGGUUGCCAUAUUGCACCAUCCAAGCGCUACAUCAUAACAAUUUCAAUUUUCACCCCCCAUCUGAGAGCAAUAAAAUUAACCUGGACUUGAAUUGCUGGUUAUCAAAAAUUUCUUAAUUUUCCCAUCACGUUGCUUCAUUUCUCCCGAAACCGAACUUUGAAACUGUUUACUUCGACAUCCACAGAAAAUAUUAUUUUUGUUUCUUUCCAGAUAUUAAGAAAAAAAAAAGUGUGGUCCGCGUUGGAAAAAUGACCCUUUUGUCCAAAUAUGUAUCGAGCUCAUCAUCAAAUCACGUCACUGGCCGGAAGUGCCGGUCGAGCAAAGCGUUCUUCAACGCUAAGUCGGUUGGAGACGGCGCGAAAAUACGUCUUCUAGCACGAGUUUUGUCCGAUACCAAUAAACAUUUAGAAGGUGAUAAUAAACGAAAAUAUGUGGAAAAAUGACAGACACUUGGCAUCGAGGACCCAUAUUUAAUGCCGAAUUUGAUGUUUUCGCCGAUAAGAAAUUGGACUAUCGCCCCGCUUCCGCUUGUCUUGGACAACUGGAUCGACAAAUGGAUCUGCCGAGUACUUUUUAGCCAUCAUGUGUCACUUUUAACCCUCUCUGGACCAUAUAAAAUUUUGUAAUUUUGUAAAAUCUGAUACUUUCAUAAAAUGAUACUCUGCACUUAGAAUUUUCGAUUAUAUUAAACCUGUUGCAAAUUUGCAACCCUUGCCCGGAAAGGGUUACUCGUCGUGCGAAGAUUUGUGUAACUCCGGUCUGUGUGCAAAAGCAUUAAAGUGAACCCAUCCAACAUGGCGGCGUCCCCCGGAUGUAGUCACAUGGUCGAAAACAGUCUCUUCACGUCCGCUGCUCACAAACAAAACAAAAAGAACCCCACAGGGGUGUGUGACUUUCGCAGCUCCCCGUGUUCAUUUCCCCGAAACGGCAACCAAACAAAA